AUGGCAAGACGCUACAGUCGUUCAGAGAAAGGAAAAUGGCAGGCCCCUCCGGAGCCUCCAACCAAGCGACCUCCAGUGCGUAUACCGGCGAAUGACUGCGAUGACCUUAUCGAAGCCAACAGAUUAACAGUCAUAGGAAGAUUGACAAACCCUAUGGUUCAAAAACCCAGAGCAGUAAUAGACUUCAUGGCUCAGGUCUGGAACUUGGAGGGAAGGUUAGAAGGAAGAAUUCUUGGGCUAGAUAAAUUUCAGGUUAAUUUUAGAACCGAAGAGAACCUUCUGCAGGUUCUUGAGAAGGGACCUUACCACUAUAAACGGUGGAUGCUUCUACUACAACGUUGGGAACCAACAGUGUCUGACCAAUUCCCAUCUAGUAUCUCCUUCAAUGUAAAGAUUCACGGUAUCCCCCUACAGUACUGGUCUGAGGGCACCAUCCGUACUAUCGGACAGGAACUUGGACCUUGUGUUAUCAGAGAUGUCAAAGAAGCCAAAAUUUGGGUGGAGGUUAAUGGUCUCCAGCCACUAGUCAUGAAGAUGGAGAUAGAACUACCAACUGAUGAUAUUACCGAAGUGGAGUUUGAAUAUAUCAAGAUAGAGAAACAUUGCUUUACAUGUUUCUUUUUGUUCCAUGAGGAGGCUGACUGCCUACAACGCCCUCAAAAUGCUCCUCCAAAAAAAAGGAUGUUGGGAAUCACUCAGAGCAUUGCCCUACAGAGAAUUGAGGCGGAAAAGCGACGUCAUGAUGACAGAAGAGGUUAUAGAAGACCUGAAGAAUCACGCCCAAUUACCAGAACUCCUACUGCAGGGUAUUCCCAAACUAGAAGGGACAGAUCAUCUGAAGUGAGGCACUACUCUCGAGAGGGUGACUAUGGAAGAGAUAAUUCAAUUCUGUCACGGACAGCUCGCUCAAACUCUGGAUAUCGCAGAACGUAG
Molecule: messenger RNA, 933 nt
Organism: Brassica oleracea var. oleracea
Lineage: Eukaryota; Viridiplantae; Streptophyta; Magnoliopsida; Brassicales; Brassicaceae
Exons: 1
Coding region: 1-933 (310 amino acids)
Source: RefSeq, a predicted model, not a curated record